Messenger RNA from Lucilia cuprina (Australian sheep blowfly), 4516 nucleotides. RefSeq names its product ABC transporter G family member 23 (gene osy). The coding region runs from base 1984 to 4311 and encodes 775 amino acids. The transcript is spliced from 9 exons. The record is from RefSeq and is a predicted model, not a curated record. Gene Ontology annotation, molecular function: ABC-type transporter activity; ATP binding; ATP hydrolysis activity. Gene Ontology annotation, cellular component: membrane. Lineage: Eukaryota; Metazoa; Arthropoda; Insecta; Diptera; Calliphoridae.
UGCUGUUUCAUGAGAGAAUCUGUUGACGUCUCAAUAGACUACCGCAACAAAUUCAAAAGCGACUGAGCUGAAAUGUGUAAUGGAAUUUUUGCGAUUAAUGCAUUUAAAGCUUGAACGAGUUAACAAAAACGAAGUCUCAGCUUAAGUCAGACAAGCAGAAGUUUUUUAAAAAAAAAUAAACUAGAUACUGGCAUCUUAACACACACAAAUACAUGUGUUUAGGUAUUUGUUAAUAAUAGUCAAAGUUACUAAACUUUAGUCUGUCAGUCUGUCAGAUAGUUAGCAUGAGAAGCUGUGAUCAAGUACUACCACUACAUACAUUUGUAAUAGCAACCACUACAAGUACGACAACUAUUUACUUAUUGCCAACAAUAUUAGCACGAGAAGCUGACCCAUCAUACUAGCAGACGGCGGUAUUUUACAAUCAGUCUAGAGCUAAACGUUGCCUUAGACAGUCUACAAAACACUGUCAACGCGGAAGAACUUGUGCAAAAUCAAUUAAAAUCCAAACAAGAAUCAAGUUUAAAAUUUUAAAUCUUUAACUACUCUUCGUUUGCCUAAUUAAUUUAAAACGUGUAUUUGUUUUUACUAACUAACUAAAAGUACAAUAAUAAAAUCAGUAAUACUACAAGCAAAAGGUGUGUAUUUUGAAAAAAAUCGUGCAAAGAAUAAAAUUGUUUAAAAUUGACAAACAACUUUAUUACUUUUAAAGUUAUUAAAAAAGAGUCAUUUUUUUAAACACUUAAACAAGAAUUGCGAAAAAAUCCCAAAUAGAAGAAAAAAUCCAAAUAAAAAAAGAGUCUUAUAAAACCUGUUAAACGUGUGCAAAUUGUAAAAAAAAAUAUUAAAGGAAAAAAAAUAUAUGUAGAAAAAAAUAUAUUUCUAACAAACACAGUAAAAUAUUCAUAAAAUACGGAAAUUAAAAAAGAAAAUUUAUUGUAAAAAUUGUAUGAAUUAAAUGCUUAAUAAAAAGCAUUUAUAAUAAAAAAUAAAUAAAUAUCCUUUCUCAAGGAUACAAAUUUUAAACGACUAUUGCACACAGCUACGAAUACAUACAGAUAAACGCGUAUCAUAAUUCAAGAAUAUCAGCACCAGUUUAAACAAACUUUUGGUCCUCUCCAUUACACUCUAUCUUUGUUGCAUACGAAAAUAUUUUUGCAUUGCCAACGCUGAAAAUAACAAUUGAAUUGGCCUGCUUAACAUCAAUUGCAGCAAUAACUUCAACACUUGACAAGACAACAUAAAUGAACAAGGAGUUAAACAAUCAUAUAAAAUUGUCAUAAGAAAGAGAAGUAGAGCACUAACAACAACUGCAAAAUAUUCAUUGGAUUGAAAAAUACACAACAGAUUCAUAUAUUUAGAAAGUAAUACGAACAAAGACAAUAGUAAAUGUUUGAGAGAAUUUGGACAUAAAGUAUAAAAUAUCAGCAACAUCAUCUAAAGACACAUACUACCACAAUUGUCAUAUACACAUAUAUAUUGGCUGGAGUUAUAAGAAACCUUCCACUUCCAAUCUACAAUAUCCAUAACUAAGUCUAAGUACUUGUGUGUGUAUUGAGAAAUAUCCAAACGUGGCAGAAAUAAAACAGAGUCAAAGUUGUAAAUAAGCACUUUGCAACAUUGUUGAACUAUAGUCUUAUUACAUGCAACAGUAGCAAUUCACACAAACACUCACACUUUAAACUUGCUAUAGAUAUCAAGUGAGUUGCUUCUGGAUCUUAUUUUUAAUACGCAAUACUCUGUGAUUUAUAGUCAAAUAGAACGAGAAGCAAUAAUAACAAGCAACCGGAUAGAAGUACUACAAGCGGAAAUAAAAGAAAAACGCCUCCGGAUAUACUCCAUAACUCUCUUGUGUUUUAACUGCCUUCUUUGCUUCUUUUGUAUUUAAGAAUUUGAAACAAUUUCAAGAACAUUUGGAAAUUGUAACCAAAUUAAAAAAACACACAUCCAUACGCACACUUUAUACACAUAAAUACUUUAAAUAUGGAUGCUGAAACAGAAGGAGUUCAACCCGUUCAACCAGCAAGUGCUGCCUCAGAUCCAGAAAAUGAUUUAGCUGCACGUCGUCGCCUGUUUAUGUCACAGCCAUCGACAUUGGCCUCAAGGCGUCAACAAGCCGUAUGUGUACGUCGUGCCCAUAAAAUGUAUGGCAGUUCCAAGAAUCCAAAUGUUGUACUCGAUGGUCUAAAUAUGACAGUACAAAAAGGCUCCAUUUAUGGUCUUUUGGGUGCAUCUGGCUGUGGCAAAACCACUUUAUUAUCCUGUAUUGUGGGUAGAAGACGUUUAAAUUCAGGUGAAAUUUGGGUAUUGGGUGGUCGUCCUGGCUCCAGGGGUUCCGGUGUACCGGGACCAAGAAUUGGUUAUAUGCCACAGGAGGUGGCUUUAUAUGGUGAAUUUACUAUGAGGGAAACAUUAAUCUACUUUGGUUUAAUUGCUGCCAUGUCCCGCAGCGACAUUGAAGAUAGAACUGAGUUUUUGUUGAAACUUUUAAAUUUGCCAAAUGGUUCGAAAUUCGUUAAAAAUUUAAGUGGUGGUCAACAGCGUCGCAUGAGUUUAGCAGUGGCGUUGCUGCAGGAGCCGGAAUUGUUAAUUUUGGAUGAACCUACAGUAGGUGUGGAUCCGGUGUUACGUCAAAGCAUAUGGGAUCAUCUAGUGGAUAUAACCAAGAAUGGUAACACAACUGUGAUAAUUACAACACAUUACAUCGAUGAAUGUGCCCAAGCGCAUGUGAUUGGUUUAUUGCGUGGUGGCAGAAUGUUGGCAGAGGAAUCUCCAGAAUUUCUGAGACAACAAUACAAUGCUGAUUCAUUGGAGGAGGUCUUCUUAAAAUUAUCUGUCCUGCAGAAUAUGGGUAAACGUAGAAGAUCUUCUAUAGCUCAGGAAAUUGUAGAACAGGUGGCAGUGCCAGCCAUUUCUAAUCCAGCCUUAGAUUUAUCGGAUGAACAAAAUCCUGCUGAAAUUUCGGGAGAGUUUGGUGAUAAUAUUUCUAUGUCUUCGGCCAUACGUGAUCCCAUAUCAUCGCAAGCUGCUCCCGCACCACCUUUGCCACCAGAGCAAGAAAUACAAACUUCAUUCUUGUACAAUCUACAUGUAAUGAGUUCACAUCAUUUGCACGCUUUAAUAUGGAAAAACUUUUUGUGGAUGAUGCGUAAUGUGGGCAUAAUGUUGUUUAUUGUUGGUUUACCGGUUGUUCAGAUUAUUUUAUUCUGUUAUGCCAUUGGUCAUGAUCCUACUGGUUUGAAAAUUGCUGUUUCCAAUCAUGAAAUGACCGAGGAAAUGAUUAUGCAACAAAGUUGUCCUGUGCGUAUGGGUUGCAAUCAAACCAUGUUAAGUUGUCGUUAUCUGGAUUUGUUGGUGAAGAAUAAGAGUAUGGUUGUGACAUUUACCAGUAGUGAUGAAGAAGCUAAUGAAAUGGUGCGCCGUGGCCAGGCCUGGGGUUCUUUGGUAUUUGCUGACAACUAUACAGAAUCAUUAGUGGAACGUACAGAAAACGGACGCUAUACUGAUGAUGCUACAGUGGAAUCUUCGGAUCUUAAUGUUAAACUUGAUAUGUCAAACCAACAAAUCUCCACUUUGUUAUAUCGUGAUUUGCAAUAUGCCUUCUUUAGUUUUGUGGAAAAUAUAUUAAUCGAUUGUGAUUUAAAUCCCAAACUUGGACGAGUUCCAGUCAACUGGAAUCAACCUAUUUAUGGUUUUAAUAAUCCCAACUUUACGGACUUUGCUGCUCCUGGUGUUAUCCUGACCAUUAUCUUCUUUUUAUCGGUGGCCAUUACCUCGGGAGCCAUGUUAAUCGAACGCAAUGAAGGCAUGUUAGAACGUUGUUUGGUGGCAGGCAUUACGGGACCUGAAAUUCUUUUGGCCCAAGUUUUAACCCAAUUCACUGUAAUGUUUAGCCAAACGGCUUUUGUUUUAUUGGUUAGCUUUUAUUUCUUUGAAUUGACAAUUGUGGGAAGUAUUUGGUUGGUAGUGGGUUUGUGUAUACUUAAUGGUCUCUGUGGCAUGUGCUUUGGUUUUGUUAUAGCCUGUGCUGUGGACACCGAACGUACUGCCACUUAUGUAGCCAUGGGCUCUUUUCUGCCCAUUGUCAUGUUGUGUGGAAUUAUUUGGCCCGUUGAAGGCAUGUUUCCAUUUUUGCAAUUUGUUACCGCCUUCUUGCCCCUCACCAAACCUACUGAAUCACUGCGUUCUAUAUUACAACGUGGCUGGGAUAUGUCAAAUCCCUCUGUUUACAAUGGUUUCAUAUCAAUUUCAUCUUGGGUUUUAGUUUUUCUAAUAUUGACCAUUUUGUUAUUGAAAUUCAAAAAGGGUUAAACAAAGGGGUUUGCUUUAAUUAUAAUGUGGUUUUUUGGGGGGGGGGUAGAUUAAUUAUUUUACUCUUUUUUUUUUUUUGCUUUAAUAGUAAAGUAGUUUAGUAGUUUGCAUAAAUUUUGUCAUUUCAUUAAUAAAUUAAUAUUCAAGUCUUAUAAUUUUUGUAUUAUUCAUAAUCUUAGGGGUUACUUGUUAAAUAGAAGUAAGA